Aplysia californica (California sea hare) is the source of this 1596-nucleotide messenger RNA. RefSeq lists its product as uncharacterized. The coding region runs from base 349 to 1596 and encodes 415 amino acids. The record is from RefSeq and is a predicted model, not a curated record. NCBI's taxonomy places the organism in Eukaryota, Metazoa, Mollusca, Gastropoda, Aplysiida, Aplysiidae. The transcript is spliced from 8 exons. Gene Ontology annotation, molecular function: calcium ion binding.
AUGCCCAAAAAUUGACGAGAGCCUGAUUCCACCACGCUGCCUCACAUUUUGUUUUUUACAAUUUUUCUCAGCUGUGUAGAAAAUACAGAUAAUGCCUUUCACUAUGGAUUCCUCCAAAUGUUGAUUUAAGAAAGAAAAAAUGAAAGACAAGGUCACUUUUUCAAAAUAGAUUUUCUUUGUGCUGGCAACCGUACAAUGGCCUUCAUUGAGAAUUGUGAUGGUAGAAAAAGGGGGAGAGGGGAUGGGAGGGAGGGGUGUAAGUCGGAAGUAAGAUCGUAUAAAUAGAAGACGCGACUGCGACGAAUACUGACAACUUUCAACUGUGCGCGUUAAACGAAAACCUGAAUCAUGGUCUCCCUCGCCUUCGUUUGCCUCGUGAGCUGUGUCUUCUCUGGAGCGCUCACACAGACUGUGACAGAGGCCCCGUCCUUGUCUACGUCAUUCCGAGCCCUCGCUGGUGCAGCUGACACGAACAAUGAUGGACUGAUGUCAAAGGAAGAGAGAACAGCCGACUUCAAAGCCAACUUUGACACAAAUAAUGACGGCUGUAUUGAUUCCACGGAAUUCCUGGCACGAUUUAGAGCUCUGAACUUCACCACCGAAUUCGCCUCCUUCAUGUUCUGGAGCAGAGUCGCCCAAAAUGGCGACCUGAACAACCCUGUGUGCAAGGGUUUCAACGUGAGCAGGCCUAUCCCCGUACCCGUGGACUUCCUCAUCAGCGGCAACCUCAUGGGCCUCACGGUGUUCUGUGAGCAAAACCCUGCCCGAUACAACGGCAACUCGGACUGCAACCAACUCCCCCGUGCCUGCAGUCUCCCCACCCUAGGAUGUUACUACUCCUGCUUCAACUACACCCUCAACAUCGCUAGCCAACAACUGGGACCUCCCAUCGCCUUGCCCGUGCUGUCACAAUUCCAGCAAAAUAUGCCAUUUGAACAAGCUUUCAACAACCUCAUUUCGACAAACGACCAGAACGGAGAUGGUGUGAUUACCCCUGCCGAGUUUGCCAAGGAUGUAGCGAUCUAUGACUCCAACAAGGACGGCUGUAUUGACCAGUUGGAGUUCACAGCUAGUUUACGUCGGUGUCCCUCUUUACUUCCAGCGUUGAACUUCACAGCAGAAUUGGCGUCGUUUAUGUUCUGGGGCAGAGUGGCUCAAAAUGGCGACCUGAACAACCCCGUGUGUGCGGGUUUCAACGUGAGCAACCCUAUCCCUUUACCGGUGGACACUCUUCUCACCUUCAACAUCAUAGGAGUCACCAUGUUCUGCGAGCAAGACCCCACGCGAUACAACAGCAACUCGGACUGCAACCAACUCCCCCGUGCCUGCAGUCUCCCCACCCUAGGAUGUUACUACUCCUGCUUCAACUACAUCCUCAACAUCGCUAGCCAACACCUGGGACCUCCCAUCGCCUUGCCCGUGUUGUCACAAUUCCAGCAACAGAUGACGUUUGAGCAAGCUUUCGACAACCUCAUUAGGACAAACGACCAGAACGGAGAUGGUGUGAUUACCCCUGCCGAGUUUGCCAAGGAUGUCGCGAUCUAUGACGUCAACAAGGACAGCUGCAUUGACCAGUUGGAGUUCACAGCUAGGUAG